Cuscuta europaea is the source of this 2376-nucleotide messenger RNA. NCBI's taxonomy places the organism in Eukaryota, Viridiplantae, Streptophyta, Magnoliopsida, Solanales, Convolvulaceae. The record is from the annotation of a GenBank genome assembly.
GUUGGAACUUAAAAAACCUUAAACCCUGCCAAUCUGCUACGCCUUCCUCUGUUAACUAUUCUCGAUUCCCACUGAACAAAAGAGCGAAGCCCCCUCCGCUAUGAUGGUUAUGGUGCCCAAUUUUCCACUCACCACCAAACAGUAAUAUACUCUAUUUCAGCGCCGCCGUUUCGCACAACCCAGCAAUGCCGAUACACUCAGUGCUAAUCCAGAAACUCUUGAGCACAAAUGCGCACCUGGGGAAGCGUGUGGCGGAGAACCACUUCAAGAUCUACUCCGCCGGUUCCCGGAACGCCAUGACCAUAAUUGACUCCGAUAAAACCCUCAUCUGCCUCCGCAGCGCCUGCGACUUCAUCGGAAGCCUUGUCCGCAGCAAGGCCCGCUUCAUCUUCGUCAACACUAACACCCUCUUCGAUGACAUCAUCGACCAUAUGACCAAGACCAUCGGCUGCCGCAACGACACUUCCUGGCGUCUCGGAGGCUUUUUGACGAACAGUUCGAGCCCAAGGAAGUUUCGGGGCAGAAACAAGAAGCUCAACCUCACUGCCGUCCAUCCUCCCGAUUGCAUCGUGAUUUUCGACAGCGACCGGAAGUCUUCUGUCAUUGACGAGGCUGCUAGGCUUCAGAUUCCUGUCGUGGGGCUAGUUAACUCCAGCAUGCCCUGGGAAACAUUUAAGAAGAUCACUUACCCUGUGCCAGCAAAUGACUCUGUACAGUUUGUGUAUUUGUUUUGCAAUUUGAUUACCAAGACCUUCCUUUAUGAGCAGAAGAAGUUGAAUGCUGGCAAGCCUGAAACUCGAGAAGAUGUUCAAUUAUCUGACCAAAGCAAGAUGACUAGCAAGAACAAUGUGUUGGUCCUGCCAUAUGAAAAGUUAGAACUGCUUUCUGAGGAUCUUUCCGACUCUAAACAGCUACUAGACAAACUUGUUAUUUUGAAAUGCAUUGGUAAUGUGGGUACAGAAAUGGGAUUGAAUAUGCCAAAAUGUACUCUUGAAAUAUCUGAGGACAAGACUUGUUUGGAUAUAAUUAUCGACAAUGUCGAGUCCCUCAAUUUGAAAUAUGGAUGCAAUGUUCCCUUGCUUCUGAUGAGCACAGUUAACACAGAAAAUGCUUUCCAGAAGGUCUUGAGAAAACAUUCUAAUAAAAACGUCCACACGUUUAUUCAGCAUCAUGGUGAAACUAAUGGUAAUGAUUCUCUCCAGCAUAGUAAGAAAUCCAGUCCAAAGGAUCACUUAUACCCUUCCAACCUGAGUGAGGUUUUCAUUUCCCUGAAGAACAGCGGGAAACUUGAUGAUCUAUUGGCCCAGGGUAAAGAGUAUGUCCUUGUGGUGCAGCAAGACAACCUUGCUGAAUUGGCUGAUCCAAAAAUCCUAAGUCAUCUGGUUAGGAACAAUACCCAAUACUGCAUUGAGGUGUUGCCUACCACAUCUGGUGUGGAAAAUCUUAAACUCUUGGCUCAAGAACAGAAUAUCCAGGCGGAGAAUUUGAAAUCGACCAAGAAACUGUGGAUGAAUAUGAAUCUCAUCGAAUCACUAACAAUAAGAACUAAUCUGAAUUUCUCAAUGUCAGAGUUUCUAGAUCAGCCACUCGCUAUAACUGUGCCAAUGUCUAAAUACCUUCCACUUCAGAAGACAUCAGAUUUACUUCUUUUUCGGUCUGAUCUUUACAGUUUAGUGGAUGGCGUUAUGACCCGAAAUGCUGCAAGAACAAACCCUUGUGAUCCUUCCAUUCAGUUGGGGCCCGAGUUUGAAAAUGUUAACGAUUUCGAUACUCGUUUCAAGUCCAUUCCUAGCAUUGUGGAGCUUGACAGCUUGGACUUGACCGGUGAUGUUUAUUUUGGAAGUGGAAUCACUCUCAAGGGGAAGGUUGUUAUAAAGGCACUGCCACUAGUGAAGAUAGUUAUUCCGGAUGGGACGGUUCUUGAAAAUAAGGUUAUUACAAAACAAGCUGAUGUUUGAAGUGCAUCGCUGUAAUCAAGGUUGCUAGGCAAAAAACCCAGAAGUUGUAGCCUCCAAAGAGUUAAAUUUUUAGAGUUUCCUAUUUGAUUAAAAGCUGCCGAUUGUUUCUGAAGAACUUAACACGCAAUACGUGCGGGUCAAAGGUGGUUGAGUUGCAGGGCUACAGCGUAACAAUCGCAGUAAUAAAGUUGUAUUCAUUUUCAUAUUUAAUGAUAAAUUAUAAAAGAUAAAGUGGUCUUCAAUUGUUUAAACAUUAAUUUUGUAUUCCGUAAUACCUAAAUCUCUAAACUAUCUAAACUUUUCCUUCUGCCUCGUCCCAAAAUUACCUCACUUUACAGGAGAGCAUUUAUGCAUUGUAUCUCUCUCAAAAUAAAUGUUGGCCACCGUUUUCUUUUUUUAAUAUUGGCUUCUUUUGUUU